Oldenlandia corymbosa var. corymbosa is the source of this 1652-nucleotide messenger RNA. The record is from the annotation of a GenBank genome assembly. NCBI's taxonomy places the organism in Eukaryota, Viridiplantae, Streptophyta, Magnoliopsida, Gentianales, Rubiaceae.
GGCCAGGGUCACGCACCAGACAUCACUAGUAACCUAUAGAAACAAAUCAUCUCUAACUGCCUUUUACUUGGUAGUACUGCAUAAGAUUCAUUCUGUUGGACUACUUGUUCCUGGAGUAUCAAUGCUACUUGUAAUUGACCAUAUCAAACUUACAUCAUGCGGGUUUUAUAUAUUCUUGGCUAAGUCGUUGGGUGUCAAUUUUCAAGGAUCUCCCAAUAUUCUAAACAGUCUUUAACUCGAGAGCUCUCCAAGUGCCAGCUCCUCCACAAGUCCAACAUUCUGUUACACAUAAUAAAAUCCUUAAAAUGCUGUCUUUCUGUUAGAAUUCGUCAAUGAUAAUGUGCCAACAUUGCAGUUGUUGUUUUUUUUUUAAGCAAGUUGUCCAUAUCCCAGUUUCUGGCCAUUGAUACCCGAAGUUUGUGGAUAUCCUCAAUCUCAUAAUAUCCACUUUUUCCCCUUUUACCUCUUUCCCCCCUUCAUUUUGACACCAUCCUUGAUCUUACUAUAUAUCCUUCUUUAUCCCUCCUUCCUUGCCAACCAUUUUGCCCAACAUUCUCGAUUCCCCUGUUGUCACCAUCUUCAAUCUCCCAAUCUUGCUUCUUUCUGGGCUCUUUUUUUCCCUCUUUAACUUACUUUCACGGCUCCUGGAAAAACUCUUUGUUCCUUUUUUGCCAACUAAUUAAUUUCAAUGCAAUAUAAAAGCCUUAUAUAAAUACAGUGCUGUGUACUUUGUUGUCAAUUAAUUCUAAGAUAGCGCAUUUGCUGAUUUUCCACCCGGGUAGUUUUAAGUUAUUAACAGUUUGAUUCCACAUUUCUCGACUGUUACAACAACAACAACAACAACAACAACAAAAUUUCAAUGGAUCCAUCAGAGCUGCGACGGGUUUUCCAAAUGUUCGACCGGAACGGAGACGGGAAAAUCACAAAGAAAGAGCUCCACGACUCGUUACAGAACCUAGGAAUAUACAUCCCGGAGAAGGAACUGGUUCAGAUGAUCGACAAGAUCGACGCGAACCGCGACGGGUACGUCGACAUAGACGAGUUCGGGACGCUGUACCAAACGAUCAUGGACGAAAGGGACGAGGAAGAAGACAUGAGGGAAGCUUUCAACGUGUUUGAUCAGAACGGAGACGGGUUCAUCACGGUGGAGGAAUUGCGGUCGGUUUUGUCGUCUUUAGGGUUGAAACAAGGGAGAACGAUCGAGGAUUGCCAGUUGAUGAUCAAGAAAGUCGAUAAAGAUGGUGAUGGGAUGGUGAAUUACAAGGAAUUCCGGCAGAUGAUGAAAGGCGGUGGAUUUGCCGCCUUGAGUCCUAGCUGACCCUACAUUUUUUAACGUAAGAGGUGUUUCUUUGGUUUUUUUAUCCCAUCAAAUUAAAGUUUUAGAGAUGGGGAUUUCAUGGAGGGAGGUAGUUUUUUUUCCAUGUAAAUUGUUAAAAGAGGUCUUCAAAUGGUUUAUGCUAUAAUUGCAUAUAGAUGUCUCCAAGAGCUAGAUCCAUAGGGUUGGAAGAUUGUGUUUGUGGAUUUGAUUCAUGUCAAAGAAAGAAAAUGAAGAAUCAUUUGCUUGUGACUAAUUGAUCUUCUUUUUGAUUGCUUCUUCCCCUUCUUGGUUUUUAUUUUUUUUAAUAGUUUGAUUAAAUGGUAAUGAAUGCCCU